Sipha flava (yellow sugarcane aphid) is the source of this 4123-nucleotide messenger RNA. RefSeq names its product zinc finger MYM-type protein 1-like. The transcript has 8 exons. The coding region runs from base 183 to 1388 and encodes 401 amino acids. Lineage: Eukaryota; Metazoa; Arthropoda; Insecta; Hemiptera; Aphididae. The record is from RefSeq and is a predicted model, not a curated record.
UUAAAAAUUUAACUGUUGAAGAUAUUUUUUUAUUUAUUCAUAUUUCACAGGUUCUUACAAAUGUAUGGGUACCACCGCCAAAUUAUAGUUUUCCGAUAACUGAUAAAAACAAAAACCGUGGUCUAAGAUUUCAAUACAAAUGGCUGACUGAAUUUGAAUGUCUAACAUAUUCCGAGUUGAAAAUGGGUGCUUUUUGUAAAUUUUGUACUGUUUUUGCAAAGUCUGGUGGUGUAAAUAAUCAGCCGUUAGGUCAACUUGCUGUUAGGGCCUUAGAUGAAUGGAAAAAUGCCAAGCAGAUUUUUCGUGAACAUUCUAAAAAGCUUUAUCAUGGACAUUGUGUCGUGGACUCUAACCAUUUUCUUAGUGUUUAUUCUAAACAAAAAUUAUCAAUCAUUAAUCAGUUAGAUUUAGAAAGAGCUGAACAAAUCAAAUCAAAUAGAAAAAAGCUUAUCCCCAUUAUUAAUUGUGUGAUCUUGUGUGAUCGUCAAGAAAUAGCUUUGCGGGGUCACAGGGAUUCUGGAAACAGCAACAACCAAUCAACUAAUGUAGGUUAUUUUAGAGCUAUACUUAACUAUCGGAGUGAAGGUGAUGAUUAUUUAAAACAUCAUUUAGAAGAACAAGGAAGAAAUAAAUACAUCACACCUCAAAUUCAAAAUGAAAUAAUUUCAGCAUGUGGAGAAAUAAUUUUAAAAGAAAUAGUAAAUGAAGUAAAUAACUCUCGUUGUUUUACCGUGUUAGCUGAUGAAACCACUGACAUAGCAGUUAUCGAACAGUUAGCAUUAUGUGUGAGAUAUGUUGAUUCAAAAUAUAAUAUUAAAGAAAAUUUUCUAACAUUUAUACCUGUAAAUAGCCUAACUGGGAAAAAUCUAGCUGAAUCUAUUUUAAGUGGAUUAACUGAAUGUGGAAUAAACUGUAAUUUCCUUUAUGGCCAAGGAUAUGAUGGUGCUAAAAACAUGUCAGGCCAGUUCAAUGGUGCUCAAACACAUAUUAGAACUACUUUUCCUAAAGCGAUAUAUGUACAUUGUGCAGUCCACUUAUUGAACUUGGCUGUAUCAACUGCGUGUAACAUACAACCCAUUAGAAACUGUUUGGGCAUUAUAGAGAAAUUAUAUAUUUUCUUCAAUACACCUAAACGUCAUAAUGUAUUAUUAUCUUGUAUUGAAAAUAGCAAUAUUGAUAUAAAAAUAAAAAGCCUUAAAAGACUAUGUGCUACAAGAUGGGUACAGCGUUAUGAUGCUGUAUAUGAUUUUGUGGAAUUAUUUGAUUUUGUAUUAGAAGCCUUAGAAUUAAUUUCAGAUUGGAAAGAUUCAUCAGGAACUGCUAUAGAAGCCAAUAUGCACGCGAUUUGCAACUUGCUCGUUACACACGUUAUCGUACGAUCUUUUUAAUUAUGAUCCCGUUAUUAUUUUGUAUUCGAAUACGACAAGUUUACUACGUAAAAAUUCAAAAUCACCUAGCUUAUAAUAAUAAAUAACUUAUAAAAGUGCAACUGCGCUCAACGCGCGUUCUUUUCGAAAUGUAAAAAAUGUUUGUCCGUUUAAAACCAACUAAUCACCGUUUAUACAACAACAACAUUAUUCGUCGCGCUAUCACUGCAACGUGCGUGACGACCUUUACUCUUAAGCAGGGGCGUCAUUUGGGGGAUUCAAACUAUACAUUGGCAGCUCUAUUUUUUUAAAUGUUUGGUUGGCCCGUAUAAAAUGUUAUAAUUGCGCCGUCAUCGAUAAAAUGUAAGAUGCAAACGCGCUGUAAUGGUGCGAGUUUUUCAUAAGAACCUAUUGUCCUAUUGGAGUAUUGAAGAAUUUUUUUAAGUUCCGCUAAAUAAACAGGAUAUAUAAAUGGCCUGGUGAAGGGAACAAUUGGCCUGAUUCAAAUGUUUGCAUCCCUAUUGAAAAGUUGAAAUGACGCCCCUGCCCUCAAGAUAAUAUCGCGGCAUCCUAAUAUAUCACCGAAACAAAAAAAUAAAAAUAAUAAUAAUACACUAUCUACCCAUUUAAAAACAACUAAUGAUCUGGUAGAUAUUAUCGAAAAUAUGGACGACGAUUCGAAUAAUUGGAACGAAGUCAAAUCAUCAAAGGAUGGUAAACGAAAUCAUAGCUCUUCUGAACUAAAUACUCCGCGAACACCGGUGAAGAAAAAUAGUUUUUUUUUCUGCAAAUUGUUACGAAGUAUUAUCACAAAACGAUCAUGAGAAUAUGCUCCCAACGAUUGAUACAACUAAUACUAAUAUUAAAACCUAAACGUUAAUCCCUAAACGUUGAACCUAAGUUUGCUCUACUCCCAUGAAUAUUCUUAAGACUACUACACGUUACAUUUACUGAUCUGUGCACAAAACUCAUUGAGAUUAUUGGUGUCGACAAUUUCCAAUUAUGACAACCAAUUCAGAUUCAUACAGAACUCUGAUCCGUUUCUUAAGAGAAGAAAAAGCUGAAUUUCAUACCUACCAGCUCAAAGAAGACAAACCAACUCGAUUGUCAUUCGCAAUCUUCACUCAACUACUCCGCCGGAGUUAGUCAAAUCUAAGCUCGAACAACGUCUUUUUGAAGUCAGGCAGUUCUCAGGCGUCUAACACAAAGUAAAUAAAAAUCCAUUACCUCUGUUCUUUGUGGACCUCUAACCAACCAGCCAAUCCAACGACAUCUUCCAACUUACGUCCCUUUUCCACACAAAAAUUAAGGUGGAGGAACUUUAUAAGACUAAAACUUUUAGUCUAUAGCAUAUAUGCACUAUGUGCCAAUUAUAUGGACACACCAAAUCGUACUGUGGCUAUCCAGCUCGUUGUGUUCGCUGCGGUGGUCAUCAUUUAUCAGCAGACUGUCCGAACAUCCGUGAUUCCCCACUUAAGUGCGCUCUCUGCUCUGGCGAUCACCCAUCAAAUUACAAAGGAUGCUCAACGAAAAAAAACAUCCAAAAUCAAGUCAUCACUUAUCUAAUAAUUUAGCUCUAAAAAUACUUAUGUACAAGAUACCCACACAGUGAAAGCCUUCACAACACACCCUUUAGAAUCGAUUCCCACCUACACCCAAGCUACUUCCAAUUCUCAUUCCAAUCAUACGGUACCUUCACCUACUUUAGACAUAAACAAAAUAAUGUCAACCUUCAUUGAUGAGUUUAAACAAUUAUUUAAAUCCUUAAUCGCCCUACUAACCAAAGUAAUUUUAAAACUUCUAGAUUAAAAAUAUGUCUUCUUCCACAAGCAACUCACUUCUGAGGCUCCAAUUUGAUGCUAACUGCCUCAAAAAUCACCAAAAUGAAUUACAGGUAGUACUAUAGGAAAAACGUAUCGAUAUAUUGCUCUAAUAUCAGAAACGCACUUCACUAAAUAUUCCCAUGUUCCCAUAACUGGGUAUAAUCUUUUAAAAACUAACCACCCGGAUAAUAUUGCGCAUGGAGGUGCUUCAAUUUAUGUCAAAGUCUCCCUGGGCAUUUUAUACAUUGCCGGACCUAACCUGGACAGUAUAUAAAAUUCCCUUCGUACAUUGGGCAAUAUAGAAAACAGAUGAUAUGAGUUAAUGAAAUAUGAUAAAUCGUAAAACAUACUUAAAAUAAAUAAUAAGUAAUUUAAGAACUGAAGAAGACCUCGAAGAAGCUCUGAAUUCUAUUUCUACUGUAUCGAAAUGUAAUAACGACAUCGAUAACAAAGAAGCUGUACCUUUAAGAAUAAAAGCUAUUCGUAAAAAUAGAAUAGAAUCACUUAAAAAUUUGAAAGUUCAAGCUAUAAAAAUGAAGCAAGCUUCUGAGAAUCGUUUUUGUCCCGGCGAAGUUGGUCAGUCAGUAACGGUUAAAAUUCCAGACGUUGAUAGGGCUCGUAGUGAUUUUAAAAACAUUAUUGGAGUUAUUCUUUCAGUUAACAAUAAUGUGUACGAAAUUGGGUCCAAGGAAGGCCGCCUUUCGACUCUGUACAGUAGAAACCAAUUUGUAAUUUGUAAAGAAAUAUUUCUACAAUAGAAGUUGAUGAUGUGCCGCACACCAAAAUUUUACUCUGAGAGGCAGCACGGAAAUCUUCAAAUUUGGGUGGUCAAGACUACGAUUGAUGUACAUAUGUACAAAAAUGUAAAACACGGAAGUGCAAGUGUAAAACAGCGGAGUGGCUAUGUUCACAAAAUGUCACGGAAGCAGUACA